Messenger RNA from Phragmites australis (common reed), 1869 nucleotides. Its product is annotated as peroxisomal membrane protein PEX14-like. Gene Ontology annotation, molecular function: signaling receptor binding. Gene Ontology annotation, biological process: protein import into peroxisome matrix, docking. The transcript has 11 exons. The record is from RefSeq and is a predicted model, not a curated record. Lineage: Eukaryota; Viridiplantae; Streptophyta; Magnoliopsida; Poales; Poaceae. The coding region runs from base 176 to 1642 and encodes 488 amino acids. Gene Ontology annotation, cellular component: peroxisomal importomer complex; peroxisomal membrane.
ACACACCCAAACGCCAACUUGUGUCGUGCUGCCCUCAUCUCAAUCGGCGGCGGGGCGUCUCCCUAAUCAUCGAUCGAUCGAUCGUCUCGUCGACGACUCCCGUGCCCCGUCCCUGCAUCACACUGCGGCGAGGAGAGAAGCGUAGAGAAGAAAGACUCUGGUGAGAGGUGAGGCCAUGGCCUCCGGCUCCGGCCCCGGCCCCGGCCAGCGGCAAUCCCCCAACCCAGGAGCAGCAGCAUCAGCAGCAGAUGGCGAUGGAGCCGGGGCCAAGGAGCUGGUGUUCGAGGCGCCGCCGCAGCCGAUGAGGGAGGAGUACGUCCAGAACGCCGUCAAGUUCCUCUCCCACCCAAAGGUCAGGGGCUCCCCCGUCGUCUACAGGCGAUCCUUCCUCGAGAAGAAGGGCCUCACCACCCAAGAGAUCGACGAGGCCUUCCGAAGAGUCCCUGAUUCGCAACCGAGUGCUACUGCUGCUGCUGCUUCACAGCAGCAAGCUAACAACCAGAGUCAAUCCGCUGGCGUGCAAACUUACGCGCCAGUGCAAUCUGUGCAACCAGCAUCUGGCCCUGUCGUUCUUCCUACGCAACCCAGAUUCAGCUGGUACCAAGCAUUCCUUGCUGCAGGGCUGUUGCUUGGUUUUGGUGCUAGUGCUGCUGUCUUUAUCAAGAAACUGUUCCUUCCUAGGCUCAAGUCCUGGAUCCGUAACAUCGUAGCAGAAGGCGAUGAAACUGAAGGCAGGCAACCUAAGGCCAAGAUUGAUGAUGAAACUGCAGAGGCUGUAAAGGCUUCUGCAUUGGCUGUUUCUGCUAUUGCUAAAACAAACCAGGAGCUGCUUGUUUCAAAGGAUGAAGAAAAGAAGAUACUUGUGACAUUAACACAAUCUCUAGAUUCCCAAGCAAAGGAGUUAAAAUCCUUGACCGAGUCACUAAAUCAUAGCAGGGAAUCCAUAAAUAUUAGCAGGGAGGAUAGGUUUUCUCAGUACCGGCCAUUGGAAGAGCAUGUCCCUCCUGCUAUAAGGAAUGGGCCAGUUAACAGUUCAUGGAGAACAUCUCAGCAAGCUAACAUGUAUGGUGUGCCAAACAGUGACUUCGGCUCAGGGAGGUCUUCGUUUGUGCCAGCACCUACUGAACCUACAUCUGGAUCAUUUUCAAGAUCCUAUGCUGAGACGAUGUCUACUGCACAACGAGAUAGGUCUUCUGGGAGUAAGCCAUGGGAGAUGCAGCAAUAUUCACAGCAGAGGCCUGGUUAUGGGUCCAACUCCCAGUUGAGUGAUGAUGGAUCACACUCUGAAGCCCAGGACAACUAUGCUCCUCCAUACCACCAGAAUGGGAAGGGCCCUGAUUUUCAAGCAGAUGUGCCUAGGCCUCUGGCCUACAACACUGGGGUUGAGGAAAGGCCGCCGCCUCAGCGGCGCUGGGUGCCCCCUCAGCCUCCAGGUGUUGUGAUGCCCGAAGCAGCAGCCGCCAUUCGUCAACCAAAGACCCUUCAAAAGCAACCCUCCAGCGAAGGAGCUGAGGCAGCUGGUGAGAUGCAGGUGAAUGGUGCACCAAGUGCGUCUGCUGUUGACGCUGAUGUGCCAGUUAAUGGUGGCACUGAAAGUGAUGCUGGGCGUAGCGAGAUCGAAGAACACCCAGAAGCCAUCUAAGUAAAAUCAAGACCAACCAAGAACCGAGAAGCAACCCAGGCUUAGAGAUUCUGGUACAUCCGGGAUACGUUUUCUGAAUAAUAUCUGUAUCACAACAGCGGCAGAGCAGCAAAAGAUGGAUACCCAUAAUGCAAUAAGUUGCAAUUAAUUGUUGAUACGUGUUGUAUAUUUAGAUUAAUGCUACUGUGUACACUCGAAAACAUAUCAAGAAGAUUUCUAAUUUUGUA